Messenger RNA from Naegleria fowleri, 1722 nucleotides. RefSeq lists its product as uncharacterized. The record is from RefSeq and is a predicted model, not a curated record. The coding region runs from base 1 to 1722 and encodes 573 amino acids. NCBI's taxonomy places the organism in Eukaryota, Heterolobosea, Eutetramitea, Acrasida, Naegleriidae. The transcript has a single exon.
AUGAUACAACCCAUUCAUUCCCAUCUAUGCGUUUUCAACCCAAAGCAAAGAGGAGCAUUGAACAUUUCAGACUAUGGAGACCCUACAUGUUUCAAAUUUGCAGGUCCGUGUGGUAACUUACCUCCUGGACCAGUGCAAGCCUCCUAUAUUAGAGGUCGAAGUUAUGCGAUUGAUUUGCAACAAAAUUUGAAUCACUACUCGAUUGGUCAUCCCGGUUUUAUUGAUGUGAGUAUUGGAGUUGGAGAGAACCCAACCCCUGAGCAAUUUCAAGUGUUGAGUCUCAUCACUGAUUAUUAUCCAGUUCGGCAAUGGACUAGCACCAAUUUUUCCAUUCCAUUCACUUUGGAUGCACAGGGAAGUGUCGGAAGACAUGUCAUUCGAGUGAGAUAUCAUCCAAACAAGCCAACCGAACCAGUGUUCCAUCAAUGUAUCGAUGUAAUGGUGAGUGGUGGUAGUGAGAGCAAUGAUAAUAGUAGCAUCAAAAAGAUCAAUAUUGUUCCCGCAGCAACAACAGCAACAACACAUGAAGAGAAAGUCAAGGUCGAAUUCAGUGAAAUUGCUCAAAGAUUCUUUUUCGGAACUGGGAACAAGGCAACAACAAAACCAGCAGUUUCCAGUGAAAUGCUUUUUGCAUUGGUUGCUUCAAGCUCCAAAACGAAUCCUAUUGGUCUGAAUUUGGUGGGUAUUGAUAUUGUGAGCGGUCAGGUCGUUCCUGUCUUGUCUUUGCCAAAUCUAGUUGCCACCGACCAACAAGUGUUCCAAGCGUCUUUAUCUGGACCAAAGAUGGCUGGCAGAAUUGUGAAUUCUGUCUCUGCUGUUGAUAAUCAAAAGAGAAGAAUUUUCUACUUGAUGAAUACUGACACAUCAUUGAGCGACAUUGAGAAUUUGAACUCACCUGCAGAUGCAGUAUUUGUGUACGAACAUACCACCAAUUCGUACUCUAUUCUCAAGAUUAACGUGAGAAAUAUUCCAUUCAAUGCGACAAGUACUAUUGAUACCUUGUAUAUUUCUGGCUUGAAUUAUGUGAACAAGACUAAUAGCUUACUCGCUACUGCCUUCAUUGUUCCAGACUCCACUCGACCAAGAGACAUGUACUUGGCUCUUUUCAAUAUUCCUCUUGAUUCGAGUUCGUCGUCAUUGUUGCAACCAAAACUUGUUGCAAAGAGUGCUCAACCACAAGGUGCCUAUGUAGAUUUCUUAUGGGCUAUCUAUGAUGACUCCUCCCAAACAGCCUCCAUUUUGAUUCGUCACGAAGAUGAACCACUCACACUAUUGCAAAGAAUUUACUCUGUGACAUUGAAUCAAAUUUCAAAUACUGUUGCAGCUCUUCCUUUCAUUCAAGUGGAUCCUUCUCAAUAUGCCUAUUCCUCCAUUCAUAGUUACAAGAGUCAAUUAUUCGCAUUCUCCCCUGGUAGUGCUCAAAACAGUUUGCCAGUUUCAGCCUCAAACACUUGGAAUUUAAUUGGAAUUGAUUCAAAGAGUGGGCAACAAAGCUUGAUCAAUGAAAUGUAUGACUACAGAAAUUAUUUGGGCGGUGGUGUUGUGAGUGCCGUCUCCAAUACUGGACGAGGAAUUUACAAUGUCAUGCAGUCUACUGAUGGCAAGAGUCAAAUCAUUGUCCGAGUAGCGCUUCAUGCCAUUCCUAUCAAUCCAAUUACUGAGGUGGCUAAUGUGCCAAUGACCACUCGAAUUUAUAACUGGGUGAGAAUGGACACUAAUUAA